This is a messenger RNA of Schizosaccharomyces japonicus yFS275, 993 nucleotides long. RefSeq names its product ER chaperone Rot1. Bases 59 to 760 code for a protein of 233 amino acids. NCBI's taxonomy places the organism in Eukaryota, Fungi, Ascomycota, Schizosaccharomycetes, Schizosaccharomycetales, Schizosaccharomycetaceae. Gene Ontology annotation, cellular component: endoplasmic reticulum membrane; endoplasmic reticulum. Gene Ontology annotation, biological process: 'de novo' protein folding. The transcript has 2 exons. The record is from RefSeq and is a predicted model, not a curated record.
UUUUCUCUUUCCUCCUUUCUCCCACCCAUCCUGCCAUCAUCCUUUCUCCCUCAUCACCAUGCUGCUCCCACUCGUAGCGCUGCUUGCGCUGCUGCGGCUUCGCGCCUGCGUGGCAGAAAUUGCCAACUACAACGCGGACCUGGUGGGCACCUGGACGUCCAAGUCCGAGACUGUAUUCACCGGACCAUCGUUCUUCGACCCCACCAACGAGGACUUCUACGAGCCCGACCUGCCGGGCAUCAGCUACAGCUUCACGGAGGACGGCCACUAUGAGGAGGCGAUCUACGUCGUCACGGCGAAUGCUUCGACGCCCUCGUGCCCGACCGGUGUGCUCCAGUUCCAGCACGGCACCUACGCCAUCAGCGACAGCGGCAACAUGACGCUCACUCCGUACUACGACGACGGUCGCCAGCUGCUCAGCGAUCCCUGCUCGGACUCGCAGUACUCGACGUACACCGAGUACAGCCAGACCGAGGUGAUGUCCGAGUUCUAUGUCGCCAUGGACACCUACCACGGCCGCUACAAGCUGCAGCUGUACCAGUGGGAUGGAACACCAAUGCAACCCAUGUACCUCGCUUACCGCCCUCCCAUGAUGCUGCCUACUCAGCACUUCUCCACCACCUCGAACAAGAAGCGCAAAUGGCCCGUCGAGGGCCCGUCGCAGUGGGCUCUGUUCGUCCAAAAACACAGCAAGGGCAUCCGCUGGCUGGGCCUCGGAUUCAUCGCCUUCGGCAGUGUCGGCUUCCUGCUGGUCUCUUAAACACGCACACACACACACACACAUCGGGCGGAGGCCGGCAGCGAGGCCUCCAGGGAGAUGCGAGCGCGAGCGAGUCGGAAUGAAACCGCGUAAAAAUGGGUAACGCGGGCGAGUGAGAACUAAAAAACUGCCAUGCGCCUCUCUCGCUCUCCUUGGGACUCCCUCUUUUUCGCUGUUGCCCCGCAAAUUUAACCCUAACCUAUCCACCCGCAGUCACACACCAACACAUUGGC